Molecule: messenger RNA, 2911 nt
Organism: Ostrea edulis (European flat oyster)
Lineage: Eukaryota; Metazoa; Mollusca; Bivalvia; Ostreida; Ostreidae
Product: chorion peroxidase-like
Exons: 12
Coding region: 309-2633 (774 amino acids)
Biological process (GO): response to oxidative stress
Molecular function (GO): peroxidase activity; heme binding
Source: RefSeq, a predicted model, not a curated record
CCUUUCCCAAUCUAUUAUACGUGUCUGAUGUAUUGUAUCUAUUUUAAAAAAAAUGAAAUAAUGGCAGAUUAACUGAAUGCUGUUUUUAUUUUCGAGUGAUUGAGAUCCCUUCAGGAAGAGGACCAUCUCUAAAUACAACUGGGUUUAAGCAUAGAGGAUAAAAUGAUCGUUGCAUCAGAGUUGUGGCUGGACCAAUUACAGGAAUACGAUCAAAAUAUGACAUGCCUGGUUGUGACAUUUGGGACUCUUGGGACAAGCAACAGUUUUCCAUACCAAGGGUGUAAUCACGUGCAGUAUGUUGUCUCUGGAUGGCCAACAGACUGUUGAUUCUUCUGUAUUGGGAAGCUGCGGCCGAAGAAAGACCAGUAAAUGAUGCAGUGUAUAGUCCAAGCAAAAUGGAAUCAUUAAUGAAGAGAGAAUACGAAAGUCCUAGAAAUAAACCAGCACGGUAUCAGUCAAUCCCCAAUUCUAGGGACAAAAAAGCUCUAAAACGAAUAUUUGGAAAGCUUAAUCGUGGAAAAUUUGGUAAAGGUCCAAUGAAAAAACCAAAGCGGCCGAUAAAUAGACGACGUUCGAAACGCCCUGGUAAGAAAAACCCAUUCUAUCGGUCGAAAUACAGAUUACCAAGACGAAAGCUGCCAGAUCCCAACCAGUAUGAAUUACUGACCAGACCAUCAACACAUAGCUGUAACUGUCCUUACGAUAGAUCGAUCUACACUAAAAGUACUUACCGCCGCCGGCGCGCUGUCGACACGUUUUUGGAGGACUAUGAAUCAUACAACAACAGGACCAUUCGCAGUGCCCAUCCUGUACACAGAAAACCUUUAGCUCCCCGCAGGGGUAAAAUGAAUAGAAACAAGUUUAAGAUGCGUAGACCCAAAUCAGCAAAAAAAUGCGAAUUCAAGGAUAAGAUCAAGUGUGACGAAACCCGUAAAUACAGAACCAUCGACGGCAGCUGCAACAAUCUGAAAAACCCGUAUUGGGGGAUGGCAGAGACUCCCCUCAUUCGAUUUGUUUGCUCUGCUUACGACGAUGGUGUUAAUGCGCCAAGGAAAAGAGGUGUAGUUGGUCCCCUACCGGAGCCACGGGAUAUAAGACUAAAAAUUCACGAAAAGAGCCUUCCGCGCCAUGAACUGAAAAAAUUCACCCAUUUCCUGAUGGCAUUUGGGCAAAUGUUAAGCCACGAUAUCUUAGAAAAUAUCGUAUCAGAAACCCCUGACGGAGAUGACCUUGACUGCUGUGGUGUCCAUAGAUCAGACCCAAAUUGUAUCAUGCCCCUAAAACUCAGAGAAAACGAUCCCUUCUUCAGUCGCUUCGGCAGAACCUGCCUGAACUUUGCCCGAUCAGAGCCCUCGCCAGAUUUAAAUUGUAAUUUCAAGGUUCGCCAGACCAUCACGGAAUACACGCAGUAUAUCGAUGGAUCAUCAUUCUACGGAUCUGACGAGGAAUCGUACCCAGAUUUACGCGAGUUCGAAGGAGGACGCCUGCGCACGCAGGAUCACCCUAAUGGAGAAGGAAAGCUAAUGCCGACAGCAGACGAACCGGAAGAUGGAUGUCGUGAACCCAAUGGCUUCAAGUGCUUCUUGUCAGGUGAUGGUAGAGUCAACCAACAGGCCACGCUGACAGGUCAACACACCAUCUGGCUCAGGGAACACAACAGAAUAGCUAAAAUUCUGGAGGCAUCAUUUGCGAGCUGGGACGACGAGAAAAUUUUUCAAGAAGCUAGGCGAAUAGUCGGCGCCAUGUUUCAGCAUAUAACCUAUACCGAAUACUUACCAUUGAUCCUCGGCAAGAAAAUCAUGGAGCGUUUUGAUAUAAAACCUAAAGACAAGGGAUAUUUUUUUAAAGGUUAUGACCCUUGUGUGAAUCCUAACAUCCGCCACGGCUUCAUGGCCGCCGCUUUUCGAUUUGGACACAGUAUGAUUAACGACCGAGUCGGAUUGAAGUCGGCAAGCGGGCAAUAUAAGCGUCCAAGAUUUAGGGAAUUAUUCAACAUACCCGAUCCUAUGUACCAGAAGGAAGGGGUGGAGAAAGUGAUGAGAGGUCUUUACAUUGAGCGUUGUCAGAGCGUAGAUAGGUUCAAAUCAGUUGAAGUUAGCAAUCACCUCUUUGAGAUCGGUCAGGGAACCGGAAGCGACCUCGUUUCCACCAACAUCAACCGCGGGCGAGACCAUGCUCUCCCACCUUACAUGGAGUUUAGAAAAAUGUGCAAGCUAUACACGACCAACAAGUUUUCUAGACUGGUAGAUCAUAGCCCCAAAAAUAGGAUACUUCUCAGUCAAGUUUAUGCCCAUGUUUAUGACAUGGAUCUGUUCAGUGCCGGAGUUAUAGAAGAACCGCUGGAUGGGGCGUUGGUGGGUCCCACAUUUGCCUGUAUAAUUGCGCUGCAGUUCAAAGCUCUCAAGUUUGGAGACAGGAUGUAUUACGAGAAUGAACAGCCUAUCACGGGAUUCUCUUUGGCUCAACUGGAUGAAAUCAAGAAAACCACUCUAGCUCAGGUCAUCUGCAGAAAUACGAAUAUAGGGAAGGUACAGAGCGACGUCUUCAUGCAUGGUUUGCCGGAAGUGAACUGUAACUACAUUAUGGACGACAUCGACUUUUCCCUAUGGGAUGACACUGCUUUACCAGGUUAAUUCAAGUACAGGAAAAAUCCAAGAGAUACACCCCCAAACGCGUUACAUGCUAAGGAUGACAGUGUACAGCAAAACCGCUGUAAUUCGGAUAUCUUGCAGACAGAAAUGUGGUGUAUUCCGUACAUAUAUUUCAUUAACAAACUUUGAAUUUAUCAACAACAACAACAAAAGUCGGAGCUUGCCUGAUCCGGGUUUGUUUUAUUUUAUCCGGUUUAAACAAGUGUCAAUGUAUUUACUCAAACUUUACAUAUUAAUAAAAAUACUGCUGGAAAGAUGAA